Molecule: messenger RNA, 1799 nt
Organism: Diachasmimorpha longicaudata
Lineage: Eukaryota; Metazoa; Arthropoda; Insecta; Hymenoptera; Braconidae
Exons: 3
Coding region: 120-467 (115 amino acids)
Source: RefSeq, a predicted model, not a curated record
AAUAUGUUCACAUUGUUUUUUUUUUCGUGGAAGAGGUGCAACAAAAUGCUGAACGAUAAACUUUCAUUUGAGUUAAUGUGAUACGAGCCACGAGAAAAUGAGGACAGUGCAAAAUAAUCAUGAUCAGGGGCCCGAUCGUUAUGUGCCCGACAGUAAUUUUACUGAGGAUUUUCUCUCCGCCUAUCCGUACAGUAUCUGAAAGCCUCUGUCUAGAGGAGAAUUAUCAACAUUCAACUUCUCAACUGACCAUUCGCAUGGCCGAUAGAAACAAAGAGUCACUGUGUAUGCUCCAUCGAAUGAACUUCGCAGUGCCGAGUGAUUUGAUCUUGCCCGGGAGGUGUAUUAGAAUCGAUGGAUGUUCGAAUUCAUCCUGUAUUGGUAUUAUAGACACCGACCAAUGCCGAGAAUCAACCGAGCGUUUAAUGGAAAACACGCUCCUGGAUACUUGUAUGCUCAUGGCAGUGUAAUACUAAAAAAAAAUGGCUUCGUAAACCGCUCCAGUAUGAACAUAGCUUUAAUAUCUGUUUUCCUUGUGAUCAUUAUUUUUAGUCUACAUAUUUAGCAUUAAUGAUUGUGAGACCUCACCCAGUUAAAUGAGCAUGAGAAUCGCCCUCUUUCGAAUGGUUAUUAUCUUCUGCGGUCUGAGUGAAAACCCGUUUUCUUUUAUGGUAAAUCGCUAAGAAGAUAGGGAUGAACGACUUCUCUAUGAAUCCGCCGGUACUAGUUUGUUAAUUCAUAAGCAAAGUAAUCGAGAAUUUUAUCGGAGUAUUUUUGUCCACGAGAUUUCUAAGAAAUUGGAAAGUAAAAACAGCGAAUGAACAUCGAGAGGGAAUUUUUAACCUACACGAGUCAAUGAUAAUAAUUUUCUGAUAGUUUAGGUAAAUUGACGGUGUCAUAAGUGACUGCGGAAUCCGCAUCAAUUAAUUGAAAUGACGCAAUGAAGAAAUCGUGAUGAACUUUAUGCUCAAGUUAUUUACCUGAACUCCAGUAUUUCAAUCUUAAAAAUUACAACAGAGAUACUCCACAUUUAAUUUGUUAUUCAACUGAAAUUGAAACAUAACUAGAGGAAUGUGCAGCCAUUGGAAUGAAAAAAAAAAUAUCGACAAUGAUUUAUGCCCCACAUAAAUUCAAUUUCCAUCUAAUGCAAUUUCGCUCAAGAUAUGCAAACGUUACACUUUCAUGAACAUGUAACCAUGAACCCGGACGGCUCUGAGAAUAAGAGGUACAUUAUUUGAUAAAUUAUCGUUGAUUGCACAAUUGAAAACACCACAGCUUUAAUUAAAGCACAAAAAGACUCGUAAAAUAUUUUUAUUCCCUGGACAGAAAUUUUUGCGAAGAAUAAUUCAAUCCUUUUCCCUUUUGGAUCUCCUCAAUGUAACGUAACGUACCACCAUUUGAUUCUGUCAAAAUAAAUUUGCAAUUUCCGAAGAUUAUGUGAUUUCUCAUGCCCCGACCCAAUUCAACACCACGGAAUAAAUUAACUAUGGAUUGGCCAUUUGAUGUGGCACAAAUUGAACACCAAUCACCCACAGUAAUAGUAAACUCGUGCAGUGCUAAGAGGCAAUAGAGGGCUCACCCUAGAUUGAACUGAUGUAACUGUGCUAACAGUACUUGUCUUUGUUCGAUUAUAACGAUGGCACACAAGUGUGGAAUCAAUCACUUUCUGUCCACGAAUGACACGUCUGAGAGAUCGGAGUGAGUUUUAAAAUAUUUCAUCCAAUAAAUUCCAUCAAUCAUUUGCCCUCAGAGGACGUUGAUGAUAGACAGAAUUUGCCAGUAAUGAAUGAAAUAAUCUUAAU